This is a messenger RNA of Prinia subflava (tawny-flanked prinia), 3813 nucleotides long. RefSeq lists its product as uncharacterized. Gene Ontology annotation, molecular function: RNA-DNA hybrid ribonuclease activity; nucleic acid binding. Bases 1 to 3282 code for a protein of 1093 amino acids. NCBI's taxonomy places the organism in Eukaryota, Metazoa, Chordata, Aves, Passeriformes, Cisticolidae. The record is from RefSeq and is a predicted model, not a curated record. The transcript has a single exon. Gene Ontology annotation, biological process: DNA integration.
AUGCCUACCUCCCCUAGACCAUUGAUGGGGAGGGACUUACUAGAAACAUUGGAAGUAGAAAUUAAGUUUAAAAAGGGAAAGGGUGUACAAGUUAUAAUACCUGAAUCUAAACUUAUUGAAGUUGCUGCACUUUUUGUGCAGGAAAGACAUAAUGAAAUCCCCGCUGAAGUUGAGAAGGAGGUAAAUCCAAUAGUGUGGGCUGGUGAUAUCCCAGGAAGAUCCAAACGUGCAGAACCAGUGAUCGUUACACUCAAACCAGGAGCUACACCAGUAAGGCAAAAGCAAUACCCUUUGAAAUUAGAGACCCGUAAAGGACUAAUGCCUAUAAUUGAAAAAUUCUUAGAACAUGGUUUAUUAGUGCAAUGUGAGUCAAAAUUUAAUACUCCCAUUUUAGCUAUUAGGAAAGCUGAUGGUAAGAGUUACCGAUUAGUACAAGAUCUAAGAGCGAUUAAUAAGAUUACAGAGGACAUACACCCAGUAGUAGCCAAUCCCUAUACUCUUUUGACUGCGCUGACAGACGAGUUAGGGUGGUUUACUGUGGUGGACCUGAAGGAUGCCUUUUUUUGCAUUCCUGUGCAUAAAAACAGCCAAGAGCUUUUUGCUUUUGAGUGGGAAAACCCUCAGACAGGGAGAAAAAGUCAGCUUACCUGGUCAGUGCUACCACAGGGUUUUAAGUCCUCGCCGACUCUAUUUGGAAAUCAGCUAGCAAAGGAAUUAGAGGACUGGAAAAGACAGGAGCCAAAAGCAGUUAUUCUACAGUAUGUAGACGACAUCUUGAUUGCCGCCGGAACCAGAGAGGACUGUAUACAACUUACUGUAAGUUUAUUAAAUUUUUUGGGACUGAGUGGGUAUAGAGUUUCAAAAGACAAAGCACAGAUUGCUAAAGAAACGGUAGUUUAUUUGGGGCUUGAGAUUUUUCGUGGACAUCGUCAGCUCAGCAAAGAACGGAAAGAAGCCAUCUGUCGACUCCCAGAGCCCCACACUACAAGGGAAAUGCAAGCCUUCCUGGGAAUGGUAGGUUGGUGUCGGUUGUGGAUAGCAAACUAUGGGCUGCUGGUAAAACCCUUAUAUGAAGCCUUAAAGGAUGCUGAGAGAGGGAUUAUUAUAUGGACUGAAAAAAGCAGAGCAGCUUUUAAACAGCUGAAGCACUCUCUGAUGUCAGCUCCGGCGCUGGGUCUGCCAGACUUAACUAAACCUUUCGAACUGUUUACAUAUGAAAGACUGAAUAUGGCUUUGGGGGUACUAGCACAGCGGCUUGGGAACCAACGGAGGGCUGUGGCCUACUUCUCUAAACAGCUAGACCAUGUUGCCCAAGGCUGGCCAGGGUGUCUGAAGGCUGUGGCAGCCACUGUCAUCCUGAUUCAAGAAGCCCGAAAGCUCACCCUUGGGCAACACAUUGUGGUGUAUGUACCCCAUGCUGUAGAAGCUGUACUUGAGCAAAAGGGGGUACAUUGGUUAUCUGGUAGCCGGAUGCUUAAGUAUCAAGCACUGCUGCUAGAGCAGGAUGACGUUACUUUGAAAACCACUUCUGUCGUUAACCCGGCUAUGUUUUUGUCUCCCACGUUAAUUGACGGUAUGCCUGAACAUGACUGCUUACAAACAAUUGAAGAAGUCCAUUCUAGUCGACCAGAUUUGAAGGACAGGCCCCUAGAAGAUCCAGAUUGGGAACUCUUCACAGAUGGGAGUAGCUUUGUGAAAAAUGGUAAAAGAAUGACUGGUUAUGCUGUGACCACACAGGACAAGGUGAUUGAGGCCAAGGCCCUGCCGGCAGAUGUAUCAUCGCAGAAGGCUGAAUUGAUUGCGCUGACGAGGGCCUUAGACUUGAGUGAAGGAAUGAAGCUAAAUAUAUGGACUGAUUCUAGAUACGCGUUCAGUGUUGUCCAUGCCCACGGAGCCAUCUGGAAGGAGAGAGGACUUCUGAACGCUCAAGGCAAUCCAAUUAAACAUGCUCAACAAAUACUUGCUCUUUUAGAGAGCAUUAAAAAACCCACAGGAGUAGCUAUUAUGCACUGUAAAGGUCACCAAAAAGGGAAAACUGUUCCAGAAUUGGGAAACUGCUUUGCUGAUAAAGUGGCAAGAGGAAUUGCAGAAAAAGGUAUCCUAGCAGUAAUUCCACAAAAAGAAAUUGAUUUAUCUGAGUUUACCCCAAAAUAUGAUCAAGCUGAUCAUAAACUAAUUAAGUUCCUUAAGGCUAAGAUCACAGAGAGUGGAUGGGCUGUUACACCAGCAAAUCAGGUUGUAGUAUCAUCCUUGAUCCUUCGGGAACUAGCCCAGAGAGAACAUGAAAACACACAUUUUGGAGUUGAGAAUCUUCUAAAACAUUUAAAAAAGGUAGUGAUAGGGAAGGGAAUGGCUGACAUUGCACAAUCAGUAGUGAGUAAAUGUGAAAUUUGUUGUAAAAACAAUCCUGACACGAGGAAAAGAGUGGUGAUAGGAGUAACAAAGGCAGGGGAUCUUCCUGGGGAUUACUGGCAAAUAGAUUUUGCGGAGUUACCACGUAAAGAGGGAUACCGAUACUUGCUGGUACUAGUAGACACUUUCAGUGGAUGGCCGGAAGCUUACCCCUGUCGCACCAAUAUGGCUAGGGAAGUAACAAAAGUCUUGCUUAACCAUAUCAUUCCAAGGUUCGGGGUUCCCUUGGGAAUGUCAUCAGAUAGGGGACCACACUUCGUUGCAAAGGUGAUUAAAGAGAUCAGUCAAAUCUUGGGAAUUGCCUGGGACUUGCACACAUCAUAUAGACCCCAAGCGAGCGGUAAAGUUGAACGUAUGAAUGGGACUCUUAAGACACAAAUUAGAAAAAUUUGUCAAGAGACAUCUAUGACAUGGGUCCAAGCGCUGCCUAUAGCCUUAUUAAGAAUUCGCAUCCAACCCAGGCGAAGGGAUAACAUCAGUCCCUAUGAAAUAUUGUACGGGAGACCCUAUCAAAUCCCACAUAUCCCAGGUGAGAUUCAUAUGAAAGGGAAACUUGAUUUACAAAGAUAUUUAAUGGCUCUUAGUUCUACUUUGCAGAAGCUUCAAACCUAUGUCGUGUUAUCUAGACCCAUAGGAUUGGAUACACCCGUACAUCCUUUCCAACCUGGAGAUUGGGUGUAUGUUAAGUGGUGGGACAGUGAUCCUUUCCAAGCAAGAUGGAAGGGACCAUUUCAAGUCCUGCUGACCACCUUCACCGCAGUAAAAGUCGCUGGCCAAGGACCAUGGAUCCACUACUCCAGAAUUAAGGAGGCUUCCGCCCCUGAGACAAUUGCAACAACAAAGACUGAUGCAAAUGAUAAUACGUUGUAAAUGAAUUCUUUUCUAUGUUUAAGUACUGUUUUCUUUACAUUUCCGACUGGGUAAGACAUAAUUUUGUUAGAUACUCUUACUGUUAGAUAUAUAUUUUCCGCUAGAUACUGGUUGCUAUAUAGGUAGAGACUCGACAAGGUAGAGGCCUUGUCAAGCCUCUAAAAGGGGGGAAACUGAUGCCUUAGGGCUGGGUUUUUUCUGUUUGUCUGAUAGCACUGAGUGGUGCUAGGAUCUUCACAGUGUGAUGGGGGUAGGGCGGCCUGUUUCAAGGACAUUGUCUCUAAGCUCCAGGCCCGAGUAUAAACAACCUGGAAGAGAAGGGCAAGUCGAGAGGGGGGUGUUUGGUGAUUCGGGGUUAUUGAUUGGACGGUGCAUUGCUAUAUGCAAAUGAAUGGAAACUUGUAAAAGGGGUAAGACCUGGGGACAAGCCCCUUUUCGUCUCCAUCUUGGGAAUAUUCGGGUUGGGCCACCUCUGUGGGUCCGGAGACGCAAGGGCAUGGGCUUGAAUAAACACUCAUUUUGUUCCUUUCA